AUGAUCGCGAUUAUCUUCUGAGGCCGUCUCUUCCUUAUCCGCAAACCCUAACUAGGGUUUUUCCAUCUGCCCUAGUCAGAUUAGUGUUUUUGACGGUGCAUAUCGCUUUCUCUCGUUCUCCUUUGGUCUCUGCGCGAAUUUUUCUGCAGCCAUGUACUCGCACGAUGCAACUCGCAAGAGGGGUAGGCCUGAUGCUGCGAAUGGAAAUGGCAACGUUCCCAGCCUUAAGCGAUCGAAAGAAAUGGAGUCCAAUCAAUCUGGUUUAGGAAGCAAAUCGAAGCCAUGCACCAAGUUUUUCAGCACUUCUGGGUGCCCUUUUGGUGAGGGAUGUCACUUUCUCCACUAUGUACCUGGGGGUUAUAAUGCAGUAGCACAGAUAAACAACCGAGGAAGUACUGCUCUCCCCCCUCCUUCAAGGAAUCAUCUCAUUGGACCAACCUCUUUAUCUGAUGGACCUGCAACUCCAGUCACUAAGACUCGCCUGUGCAACAAGUAUAACACAGCAGAGGGCUGCAAAUUUGGUGAUAAAUGCCAUUUUGCCCAUGGAGAAAGAGAGCUUGGCAGGCCACUUCAUUCAGGCCACGAACAACACCCAAUGGCGAAUGCAAUUGGUGGACGACUUGGAGGUCGCUUUGAGCCCCCGCCGCCUCCUGGUCUUGGUCCAGCAGCCAGCUUUGGCGCCUCCGCCACCGCCAAGAUAAGCGUUGAUGCUUCCUUGGCUGGUGCCAUCAUUGGUAAGGGCGGGGUGAACACCAAGCAGAUCUGUCGCUUGACAGGAGCUAAAUUGUUUAUUCGGGAGCACGAGACUGACGCAAAUCUAAGAAACAUCGAACUGGAAGGAACAUUUGAUCAGAUCAAGCAGGCGACAGCGAUGGUGAGGGAACUAAUUGUUAACAUCAGUAGUAGUGCUGCUCCUAUGCCCCUGAAGCCAGCCGGUGGUUUUGGGGCUGGAGGAGGCAAUGGUGGUCCUGGGAGCAAUUUCAAGACAAAAAUGUGCGACAAUUUCAACAAGGGAACCUGCACCUUUGGCGAGAGGUGCCAUUUCGCCCAUGGCGCUGCUGAGCUUCGUAAGGCAGCUGCUUGAAACAUUUAAACCCCAUCUUUUGAGCGGACAUUUGUAGCGAGCACUGGUUGGUUGGUUGGUUUUGUAGUUGUCUUGGAACGGUUGAUGAACUCGUAGUUUUCUCUCUGUUAUUGCAUCUCUAUCUAGUAAUUUUCGCUAUGAUGUUUUGUAUUUAUCAGCAUUUCUUAUCUAUGUUAUUCGGUAGCUUCAUGAUUUGACAUCUUGAUUCACCAUUUA
Messenger RNA from Dendrobium catenatum, 1300 nucleotides. Its product is annotated as zinc finger CCCH domain-containing protein 14-like. Gene Ontology annotation, molecular function: metal ion binding; mRNA binding. The transcript is spliced from 3 exons. The record is from RefSeq and is a predicted model, not a curated record. NCBI's taxonomy places the organism in Eukaryota, Viridiplantae, Streptophyta, Magnoliopsida, Asparagales, Orchidaceae. Bases 152 to 1084 code for a protein of 310 amino acids.